UUUUGGUCAUGGCUACGGAUAAAGAUACACCUUCAUUUACUGGUUCACCCCAUACAGAUCAAGCUUUAGCAGGGUUUGGUGCUGGUAUAGCCUCCACAACAUUUCUUCACCCUCUUGACUUGAUCAAAGUUCGAUUUCAAGUUGAUUCAGCUCGAUAUUCAGAUAAACGACCCUUUUUAGGAGGUACCAUAAAAUCCUUUCAAUCGAUUGUACAUGAAGAAGGUGUAUGGCGAGGAUUAUAUCGAGGUGUGGGGCCAAACAUGGUAGGGGCCACAUUGAGUUGGGCCUUUUAUUUUGGAUGGUAAGCCACAAAUGACGGACACCAUAGUCUGACUCGUUAGGUAUGAUUUAAUCAAGGAUUAUAUGGGAAAAGACGAUGAAGGCAAAUUAUCCCCUGUACAACAUUUAGUAGCAUCAGCAGAAGCAGGU
Gilbertella persicaria is the source of this 429-nucleotide messenger RNA. Its product is annotated as mitochondrial carrier domain-containing protein. NCBI's taxonomy places the organism in Eukaryota, Fungi, Mucoromycota, Mucoromycetes, Mucorales, Choanephoraceae. The transcript is spliced from 3 exons. Bases 9 to 305 code for a protein of 98 amino acids. The record is from RefSeq and is a predicted model, not a curated record. Gene Ontology annotation, biological process: nucleotide transport; folate import into mitochondrion. Gene Ontology annotation, cellular component: mitochondrion. Gene Ontology annotation, molecular function: folic acid transmembrane transporter activity; FAD transmembrane transporter activity.